This is a messenger RNA of Oreochromis aureus, 1693 nucleotides long. Its product is annotated as protein max-like. Gene Ontology annotation, biological process: positive regulation of transcription by RNA polymerase II. The record is from RefSeq and is a predicted model, not a curated record. Gene Ontology annotation, molecular function: protein dimerization activity; DNA-binding transcription factor activity. The transcript is spliced from 4 exons. Bases 155 to 607 code for a protein of 150 amino acids. Gene Ontology annotation, cellular component: RNA polymerase II transcription regulator complex. NCBI's taxonomy places the organism in Eukaryota, Metazoa, Chordata, Actinopteri, Cichliformes, Cichlidae.
UGCAUGUGUGUAGGCGAAUCACGUGUGGAGAAGCCGUUGGUUGUCAUGUCUCUGCCGUAGCAGAGUUCCGUGCUUGGUUUUAUUAUCUGCUUCCAGCUUUCGCUACACUUUCUAUUUCUUUUUUCCCCUCAUACCUUUUUUUUUUAAUCGAAGAAUGAGCGAAAACGAUGACAUCGAAGUCGACAGCGAUGCAGACAAGCGAGCACAUCACAAUGCGCUGGAGCGUAAACGCAGGGACCACAUUAAAGACAGCUUUCACAGUUUACGAGACUCUGUGCCUGCAUUACAAGGGGAGAAGGCUUCCCGAGCACAGAUUCUAGACAAAGCCACGGAGUACAUCCAGUACAUGAGACGAAAAAACCACACCCACCAGCAAGAUAUUGACGAUCUAAAGAAGCAGAAUGCACUGCUGGAGCAGCAGGUUCGUGCACUUGAGAAGGCCAAGGGGAACACUCAGCUCCAGACCAACUACUCUUCCGAUAGCAGCUUGUACACAAACCGCAAAGGGAGCGCCGUGUCAGCCUUUGACGGCGGUUCCGACUCCAGCUCUGAAUCAGAAUCAGACGAGACACCGAACAGGAAGAAGCUGCGCGUGGAGCUAAGCUAGAUUUGGGUGGACCCCGGCUCCCGAGACAGACUCUUUUUACCCACCAGCCCCAGCUCCUCUUUCCUGUCCGCACUGAGCCCUGCCUUCUUGCGCUAGCCCAGGAGACGAGGUGGAGAUCGUGUGUGAGAGAGGUGCUAUUAUGUAUAAAACGCUUCUACCUUCUUUUAUCCUUCUGGCAAGCAUCCUGUCACUCCUUUCUUGACCCAGCAACAAAGUUAAAAAUCCCCAAAUUGAGGCAGCUCUGCAGUUUUGAAGGACUUUAUGCCUUUCAGACCUCAUAAUAACCAUUCAUAAAUGUGGAGAUGACAAGACGUGAGACUUGAGUAAAGCUACAAAAAUAACCUUUCCCUAUUGGUUGUUUUGGUCGACCUCUCCAAUCUGGCGGAGUUGUGAGACUUUUGACAAAUGGUAAGGGUAGGAAUACCUUACCUUUUUAAUAAUAAUAAUAAUAAUAUUUUUCCAGAAAAGAAUGUGAAGUUGCUUUUGGAAAAACAACCCUGUCUGUUAUGCAAAAUGCAGCCCUCCUUAUUCUGUGUAGGUGGCUAAAAGUUUUGUCUUUUGAAAUGUUGUGUAAUCAAAGAAAUCCCUCUAUUUAUAGUCAUGCACCAGGAAGAAUUUCUUACCCUUAUAUCUAUAUACCUAUAUAAUCUGAUGUCUGAACUCCCAUUAUGUUUGGCUUGAUAUUUCAAAGUUUCAGCUAUUUAUUUUCCUCUAUUUUUAAUAUUUUUCAAAUAAAUUGUGGUUAAAAAAUCCCCUCAUUGAUAUUGAAUGUUGCACAAUGCAGUUAAAGGCAUUGUCCUUUAUUUUUGUCGAUGGAAGUUCCUUUUCAGCGUGUGGUAUAUAACACUGUAUACUCUUAAAUGGUGUCGUUUCUGCAAAGAAAAGCCUUCCCUCUGAUUUGCCUGUGCUGGGAAUGUUUAUCUUUUUUUUUGCAGAGAUAAAUUAGUGUGUACCUUAUAAGAUUUGUUUGUUCCAUUCCAUGGAAAUUACAGGUAUGUUGUACAUACUGCCAACGGUUGUCUUGCAAGAUAAGGCAUACCUUUAUUAUGAAACUAUAAAUAAACUAUUUUAUCCUUUUUGGAUGAA